Molecule: messenger RNA, 486 nt
Organism: Fraxinus pennsylvanica
Lineage: Eukaryota; Viridiplantae; Streptophyta; Magnoliopsida; Lamiales; Oleaceae
Source: the annotation of a GenBank genome assembly
AUGCUAGUUAGGUUGGCUGCAGUUGAUGGCCUUUGUGAGUUGGUUUCCAAGGUGUUUGGGGUUUUAGAUCUUGUCCGCACUUACUAUGUGAAUCUAUCAGUUUUUACCUCUAUUCCUGAUUUUUGGGGCAUUGGCCAGUUGUUUCCUAUUAUUCCAAUACACAGGCUCGAUGAGUGUCCUGCAGUGAGGGGGAUUUUGAUGGACUUAACGUGUGAUAGUGAUGGGAAGAUCGACAAAUUCAUAGGAGGUGAAACUAGCCUGCCUCUGCAUGAGUUGGAAGGAAAUGGUUGUAUUAAUGGUGAUGGUGGGAGCUAUUAUUUGGGGAUGUUCUUGGGUGGGGCUUAUGAGGAGGCAUUCUGGAAAGUUCGUACCUUGUUUAGUGGUCCAAGUGUGGUGCGAGUCUCUCAAUGCAAUGGUCCAUACAGCUUCGCCGUGACUCAAGGUCAACGUCCGCCCGGGCUGAGUUUCAAUGCUGGGUUAAUGUAG